AUGGUUUCUUUCGAACCAUACUCACCUGAUCUCUUAUGGAUAUUGAUUAUUGGCUUUAUUAUUGCAUUUGUAUUAGCCUUUGGCAUUGGUGCUAAUGAUGUUGCUAACUCAUUUGGUACUAGUGUUGGAAGUAAAGUAUUAACAUUGCGACAAGCAUGUAUUCUUGCAACAAUAUUUGAAAUACUUGGAUCAAUAUUAAUUGGAGCAAAAGUGUCCGACACGAUACGGAAAGGUAUUAUAGAUCCACUGUUGUUUGAAAAUCCAAAGGAAUUAAUGCUUGGCCAAAUUUCAUCAUUACUUGGUUGUUGCAUUUGGUUAUUGGUUGCAACAUUUUUUAAUUUACCUGUCUCUGGUACACAUAGUAUUGUUGGUGCAACAGUUGGUUUUGCUCUUGUUGCUCAUGGCUCUCGAGGUAUAAGAUGGAUCGAAUUUGCUAAAAUUGGUGCCUCAUGGUUUGUUUCACCCGCCCUAGCUGGUAUUAUAUCAAUUGCUGUUUUUAUGCUUAUACGAAAAUUUAUUCUUGAAUCAACUGAUCAAUUACGAAUUGGUCUUCGUUGGUUACCAGUUUUCUAUUCUGUAACAAUAAUGAUCAAUGUCUUUUCAAUUCUUCUCUCUGCACCACCACUUCUAUAUUUUGAUCGUAUCCCAUUGUGGGGAAAAUUUAUUACAACUAUUCUUGUUGGUCUUGCUGUUGGUAUUUCUGUUAUGGUUUUCGUUAAACCACGUAUGAGACAUACUAUUGAAGAAAUCUUAAAAAAGAAACUUGAUUUGGACAGUCGAGGAGGAAGCGGAGGAGAAAGAGAUGGAGAAGAACAACCAAAAUUAACAGGAACUGAAGGAAGAUUUGAAACAUAUACCGUCACUCGUCUUGAAAACGUGAAUACAGUUGAUAAAGAAACUCAAAUUGAUCAUAUAUCAAUGCUUAAAGAAUAUGAUUUGAUACGUUAUCAACAGCAGCAUCCCGAUCAAUUCCGUCCCUAUGUUGAAAUGCAACGUAUAAGAAAAGAUUCUGAAACAAUCUCCAGUCCGGGUGUAAGUGGUGCAUUACGUGUACGCCGUGAGAGUGAUCGUUAUCGUAAUGACCCUCUUGGCUUAGAUUGUACAAAUCCUAGUGUACAACAACGAACUGUUCCUAAUCCACCGGUUAUUCGUGAAAGAACAAAAAUCUAUCGUCUUCCACAAUCUACAAAUCCUGUUGGUUUACCAGGCACAAUGUCUAAUGAAAAUAAAAGUUUGUUGUUAGCUGCUGUAUUUAUGCCCCAUGACGACAAUGUAUCGACAACGUCAGGUAAUCAAAAUAGUUCAACUGGAGAUUUAGAUGAAAUAGAAGAUAAAAUGCCUGAAAUAUCAGAAAAAAAAAAAAUAGUAGAUACAAGCAAUGAUUCCAUUGAAAUUGCUGGAAUUUUUAAAUACUUACAGAUUCUUACAGCUAUAUUUGGUGCUUUUGCCCAUGGUGGAAAUGAUGUUAGGCAUGUUUUUUUUUUGAAAUACAAAAUCAGAACUAUUGAAAUUCAGCUUCGUUUUUUCUUGCAUGAUUAUUCUAUUUCUAUUUCUUAUAGUAAUGCAAUUGGACCAUUGAUUGGUCUUUGGCUAAUCUAUGUUGAUGGUUCUGUUGCGGCUCGAUCAAAUACUCCACUUUGGGUACUUUUCUAUGGUGGCCUUGGAAUAUCUGUUGGUCUUUGGGUUUGGGGUCGUCGCGUUAUUCGUACAAUUGGUGAAGAUUUGACAAAAAUAACACCGUCAAGCGGUUUUGUUAUUGAAAUAUCAACGGCAUUUACUGUACUUGUUGCAUCUAAUUUAUCAAUUCCAAUCAGUACAACUCAUUGUAAAGUUGGUAGUGUGGUAGCAAUCGGUCGUUUUCGUUCAAAACAAAAUGUUGACUGGUCAUUGUUUCGGAAUAUAAUUGUUGCAUGGAUUGUAACUGUGCCAGUCACGGGUGGCAUAUCUGCUGGCGUUAUGGCUCUUCUUCGUCUUAUAUUUCUAUGA
Rotaria socialis is the source of this 1986-nucleotide messenger RNA. The record is from the annotation of a GenBank genome assembly. NCBI's taxonomy places the organism in Eukaryota, Metazoa, Rotifera, Eurotatoria, Philodinida, Philodinidae.